AUCGGGAAAUGUACUAGGGAGGGAGUUCUGAAGACUCGGGAAUUGGUUCCAAACUGUUGUUUUGAAACUGUCUCAUUUUUAACUUCUCUGUUCAAAUUUGAAAUCAUUGCACGCAAACGUAAACAACAAAUUCAUGCCUCACGAAAAAUAUUCAUCUGCAAUGAACACAACGCGUUCAUCCGAUUUUUGACAGCUCUCUGCGGUGAUUUAAAACCAGCAGUGUGUUCGAUACCAGUUGAACGCGAAACACGUCGUCGGCGUUGCCGAAAACUCUGAGUCAUUACGGUUUAUGAAAUUACGAGUUAAAUCAGUCUUCUUUAAAGAAACUUGUCGUGUUUAGUGAUCAAAAGGUAGUUAUUUGAUAAAACCAAAUGAAUUGGAAGAAAGGUGCAGCUCAGCUGCUGUGUAGUGUCAAGAAAUCUACGGACAAGUUUGAUAACGAUGCUUAUCACCGCACAACGAUACAUAAUCUACCCGAUGAUAUUCUCCUGGAAAUCUUCUCCUACCUGAGCAUCGAUUACUGCCAAACGGCCUCACUGGUGUGCCGUCGCUGGGACGUUCUAGCCUUCGGAACCAACCGCGUUCAACUCAACGUGACCAUUCUCAACAAGAAUCGUUCCAUGGAGAAAUCGUACCGUCGAUCGCUGUCCAGAAGCAAACGACCCUACCGACAUUUGAAGCUUGUCGACUGUCGACAUUCGUUGGUAUUACAAGUUUUGGCCAAAUUUACAUCAAAUUUGAACUCGCUAACGCUCAGCUGUGAUGUCAAGCUGGAGCAUCUGGCUGAGAUUGUCCAACUCUGUCCAAACAUCCGAUCGUUGGAUGUCAAGUUCAGCAACUUUGAGCAGAUAUCCCAGAAGACAGUAGUGUUACGCCCGCUGGUCAACCUGGAGAUCCUUAAAGUGGACAUAGGCUUCUUAAAUCUGCCAGGCAUCAACCUGUCUCAACUAGCUCCAAACGUCACCUCCCUAACGAUCGUGUACAGCGAAGAUCUGGCCGUCCCAGCACCCGUACUUGAUCAUUACGGUCCACGAUUAAGAGAACUGAUUCUGUUGGUAAACUUGUGCCUAAAACGUGGAACCAAAAUCCACAACGUUUGGCAGACCAAAUUCCCACUUCUCCAGCGAUUCGAGUGCCACUUGGGACGCCACGACGGCUCGGAUGAUCCGUACGACCCAAUUACGGACAUGGACAGGAUUCUUGAGCACUGCGAACAUCUGCACGUGGCCAAGUUCUACAGAGUCACGUACCUGCCACGGCUUACGCUCAAGUUGAGCCAACUGUGUACCAACUUGCGGGAGUUGUCCCUCGGUAUGAUCCGGGUUACCGCGCAACACUUUGUCCACAUCUGUCAGCUGCAGCAGCUCAAGUAUCUCCACAUCGAAGAAUCUACCGUGGAAACUCCCAACUUCCAGUGUUACCAAGUGCUGGACAGCUUGACGGAGCUAUCGCUCCAUGCCGCCAACUUCGACAACAGCUACCAGUUCAACGACUUUGUCCGGCAUGCCUUUCCAGCACUGUCCAGCUUCCGGGUGCACAACUGUCGCGAUUCGUACUACAUUGCCGAGGUCAAGUUCUGGGGUCUGCAACUGCUCGAGCAGCUAUCGGUGCGAGAGAUUCAACCAAUCUGCUGGGAAUUCAUCGUGAACCUGUCCUCCCUCCCGCUCCUGAAAACCGUCACCCUAAUCUGCAGCAACUUCCCCGAGUACACUCUUGACCACGUCCCGCAUGUCGUAUCCACCAGCAUCCAAUCGCUUUCCAUCCUGGCGGAACUGACGGACGACGACCUGUGCCGGCUGGUAUGCUUCUUCUCGAACCUUCGGCUGCUCAAGUUACGCAACCUAACCGGAUGUACGGCGGACGGCAUCCGGAAGGCGCAAAAGCUGGUGCCGGAAUGCCUCUUUGAAGUGCCAGCGAAAUUUUGAUCACGUUGCCGUUCGGGAAUAAUCUAGAGCUUGAAAUGUUUCAUAGGUGAAAUAUUUCAAGCAAUUUUUUGUAAGUGAAUGCAAGUUCACGCGUUCAUCGACCGGCUUCGGAUCAAUGUAAACGGAAAGCAUCACCAAUACUUGUGCAAUGAAAGAGCUUGCGAACAAAACGUAAACAAAACAAAUUUUGCUGCAUGGGUUCUGAGCAGUAAGGAGUUCAUCCGAACACGUGCUCGGAUAUUUAAACUUUUGAGAAGAUGAAUUUA
Molecule: messenger RNA, 2191 nt
Organism: Culex pipiens pallens (northern house mosquito)
Lineage: Eukaryota; Metazoa; Arthropoda; Insecta; Diptera; Culicidae
Exons: 3
Coding region: 372-1925 (517 amino acids)
Molecular function (GO): protein binding
Source: RefSeq, a predicted model, not a curated record